Messenger RNA from Cinclus cinclus, 1242 nucleotides. It is a transcript of the gene ZC2HC1A, whose product is annotated as zinc finger C2HC-type containing 1A. The record is from RefSeq and is a predicted model, not a curated record. The transcript has 10 exons. NCBI's taxonomy places the organism in Eukaryota, Metazoa, Chordata, Aves, Passeriformes, Cinclidae. Bases 1 to 1242 code for a protein of 413 amino acids.
AUGCCCAGCCCAGGCGCCUGCUCCCUUCGGGAAGACCCAGCCAGGCGGAGCGGGGUUUGCGAUGCCGGUGACGGGCGGCGGGCGGGGCGGGGGCCGGGGCCGGAGCCAGCGGCCGCCCGGGGCUGCGGCCGCCGCCCGCCCGGCCAAUGGGAGCGGCGCUUGUUGGCGGGCCGGGCGGUGGCGGCGUUGCCACGGCAGCGGCGGUCGGAAACCGAGCCCAGCCCGAACCGGCGGUCGGGGCGCGCCAUGGAGGGGCCGGAGGGUGAGGUUACAGUGCAAACUGGAGAUCUGUUGCCAUGUAAGAUUUGUGGAAGAACUUUCUUUCCAGCAGCUCUGAAAAAGCAUGGACCUAUUUGCCAAAAAACUUCUUCCAAGAAAAGGAAGACAUUUGAUUCUAGCCGACAGAGAGCAGAAGGAACUGACAUUCCCACAGUAAAACCUCUUAAGCCACGGCCAGAACCACCCAAAAAACCUUCUAACUGGAGACGAAAGCAUGAGGAAUUUAUAGCAACUAUACGAGCAGCAAAAGGACUUAAUCUUAAAGAUGGUGGAAAACUCCCUCCACCACCUCCACCAUCAUAUGACCCUGAUUACAUUCAGUGUCCAUACUGUCAGAGGAGAUUUAAUGAAAAUGCAGCUGACAGACACAUCAAUUUCUGUAAGGAGCAAGCUGCACGUAUUACUAAUAAGGGGAAAUUGGCAGCUGAUACCAAAGGGAAGCUUCCUACUCGAACACAGUACAAACCUGCUCCAGUUAAGAAGAUGCCUUCUGUGGGAUCAACACCAUCACCGUCCUCACGCUUACCACAGCCAAGUGGUGUUAGCAAAACUGUUGUAGGUGCCUCUUCAGGUAAAGCACUGUCUUCUUCUGGAUCCAGUGGGAGCAAAAUUCAGACGUUAUCACCAGCUCAUAGAAACUCUCUGGGAAUGGUGAACCCACAAGCAGGAGGUGCAACAAAAACCCGGACAUCAACCCCUCCUAGUGUGGCAAGAGCCAUGAGCACGGGUGCUUUAACAAACAGAAGAAAAACUAGCAAUUCAGAUGUUAACUUAAGGUCUGACGGGAAAACUGGGUAUGACAUUGGAGAUUACCCAUCCUCAGUCAACGGAGGAAGCGCAAAAAGCAGCGAAGGAAUUUCACCUGUACAGUUAUCCAAGUUCUGCCAUGAAUGUGGAACAAAGUAUCCAGUGGAAUGGGCAAAGUUCUGCUGUGAGUGUGGAAUUCGAAGAAUGGUUGUGUGA